UUGGGGUGGCCACAUAUUUGUUAUCGAAAAAACGUAAACAAAUUAAAAUUCCGAAACAUUGUUUACUUUUGUCAAUGAAAAAUGUGCUCAAAUAAGAAACCUGCAGAGCCCAUCUAUGUAAUCCUUGGCUCCGGCGGCCACACAGCCGAGAUGUGUAAAAUCAAUCAGGCACUAAUGCAACAUGAUGAGCUUAAGCAAUACCAAAAUAUACGUUACAUUGUGGCUAACAGCGACGAGACUUCGCAGAAGAAAAUGCGCUCCGCUCUGCCCGCUUUAAAGGACAGCGACUUUAUACGUGUGCCGCGCAGCCGUAGCGUUGGCCAAAGUUGGCUGACCAGCAUAUUUACAACAUUGUGGGCAUUGCUCUGGAGCUGCUGGCUCAUUUGGCGCGAUCGUCCCCAGCUCGUGCUCUGCAAUGGGCCCGGCACCUGUGUACCUUAUUGCUAUGCGGCUUAUCUAUGGCGCUUGCUUGGCCGUCUGCCCGGCCACAGCAAGAUCGUGUUUGUGGAAAGCUAUUGCCGGGUCGAGACGCUCUCGCUAAGCGGUCGGCUUCUAUUGCCUCUAGUGGACAUGUUCGUUGUCCACUGGCCAGCGUUAGCAACGCGCUACGGCCACAAGCCGAACUUGCGUUAUUUUGGAAGAAUUUUAUAAGAAAACGAAAGCAAAGCAAAUCAAAUCACAAAAUAAAACUCUAUUGAC
Molecule: messenger RNA, 699 nt
Organism: Drosophila hydei
Lineage: Eukaryota; Metazoa; Arthropoda; Insecta; Diptera; Drosophilidae
Gene: Alg14
Product: UDP-N-acetylglucosamine transferase subunit ALG14 homolog
Exons: 1
Coding region: 82-651 (189 amino acids)
Biological process (GO): dolichol-linked oligosaccharide biosynthetic process
Cellular component (GO): UDP-N-acetylglucosamine transferase complex
Source: RefSeq, a predicted model, not a curated record